UAUAAGCGUAUGGUUGAUUCAGAUGUUCAACAAAUAUGGCAGCUCGAUUACUCGGGAGAGAUGCCGGUAUGCCUAUCGUCCGCCAAUUAUUCGGGGCUACAUCCACCAAACAUGUCAUUCAGGCUGUUCGUUUUGGAAAGUUUAAAGUAAGUAUCCAUGGUCACCAGUUUAAACAUGCCAGAACACUUUCAACCACAUUACAAGUCCGUGGCACAGAUGGAAAGCUUGGAGUCGAAAAGAAAAAUGACACAAAACCACCUGUUACUACUGCAGAAAGCAAAAAGGCAGAAGUCACCCCAAAAGCAGAUAAGAAAGAUGACACACUUUCACCAAUACCUUCUACUGACUUAGUACCUAAACAAGUGCCAUUGAAAACUGUAUUGGCUAUAAGAGAGCGCGAAGCUGAAGAGGAGUACUCGACAUACAGAGAAAAGUAUAUUCCCAUCACACGGACAUCCAUUGUACGUCACAUUCUGCAGGAAAACAUGCUAAAUGAUGAGGAAAAGAAGAUUUUUGAGGAUUUUGCCAUGUGCCUCGACAAGUCAAUCCGCAACAAAUAUCAUGGUGUUCUACAACAGGCAAAGGAGAUGUUUGACCCCCUGAACCCUGACAAGGACACUAUCCAGACACGCAAAUGGACCAAAAAUGAACGUGUAGAUAAUGAAUUCUGGUUGAUGCAGCGACUGGAAAAAAUCAUGGAGAAGGCUAAUUUCCACGAGCUGCCAAAGUCUGUCCUUGCUAAGGCCAUGGAGGAACAUGAAGUGGGAGUUGGAGUCAGGGUAAGCCAUGACUCCUCCAAGUUUGAUGUGCUUCGUAUCUGGGCACUUGGAAAGACAUUACCCAAGGAGAAACCACCUUUAUAUCUACAAGCUUGGUACUACAUGUUUCCAAGUCAGAUUCCAGGACCCUUGGAGAGCUUAUACUACAAACGUAUAGCCCUCGCCAUGAGGCUGAGAAAGGAUCAGAAACUUGUACUCAAAGGCUUCAAAGAUGUACCCAAAAAUUCUAUAGAAAUGCUGAUGCCUGAUGUUAAAAUACGAAUGACAAAGUACGAUAAAUUAUGGCUGGGUAGUUCAGUCACCAUGUUUGCCAUAAGUCUGCUGAUGAAGGCCUCGCCCUUCUUGUCAGGCGCGCAAAACUGGACACUAGGAUUGGCCGGUAUGACGUUAGCUGUAAGUGGGACAUUGUAUUUCAGGUAUCAGAACCGAAAAAAUGCCUACCUGGCUGAACUCUUCGAGAUGUUGUACAGUAAUAACAUAGCAAACAACCGCGGCCUCCUCACGCUAGUGGUUGACCGGGCUGAAGACGAAAGCUUCAAGGAGGCUCUGCUUACAUAUACUUUUCUCCUGGCCAACCGUCCAGAUGCAGUGAAAAAUAAGUCCAUGGCCAACAUGGCUCCAGAGGAACUAGGAGGACUGACCCAGGCCGAGCUGAAGAGCAAGUUGGAGAAAUGGAUCUCGAGUAAAACCGAAGUGAAUGCUGAAUUUGAUCCACUGGAAGCCUUGUCACUGCUGAGUAAUUACGGGAUAGUCCAACAGAAGGGAAAUAAACUCCAUGUUGUUUCCUUGGCAGCGGCCAUCCGCAGCAUGCCACAACGCCCCGAAACUCUACUGAUGCGGGAAUUGGAGGCAGACCGCGUGGAAGACCAUGACGACGAGAAAUUUACGUGAUGUUUUUUAAUGGUAAAAGGUUAUUUAUAUAUAGGAAUAACAAAUUUAACGUUUUAAGAAGGUCAUCAAUUGUCCUUCGACUCAAACAACCUAUGUGAUAUUUGAAACCACUUUCACAGUGAGAGGUUUCUGUGUAGAUUGUGGAACAUUUGGCAAUAAGUGAAGAAUAGUUAAUUUGGUUCCAAUGACAGCAAGAAAAUAGUGUUUUAAAUCAUCAGAGACAUCAGUUGCUGAGGAUAUCAAAGAUAUUAAAACGUUGUCUUCUAUUCCUGUGUGAAAUCAAAACAAGCGCUGGCAUUGGACCCAACUUUUGACACCAGUCACUGUGUGUGUCUGUCUGUAUGACCUCAAACUUUUAUAAACUUCUUCCAUAUACAAUUCCUGCUGGAAAAUAUGUUUAAUCAAUCAUAGUUUGAAAAAUGAAUUGUUAAGAAUUGGGAAGUGCUGUUAUGUACCUGUUUGUAAAUUGUAAAUUCAAUUAAGGAUAUAUAUAUGUCCUAACGAUAAGGACUGUUUCCUUUUGGACUUAUUAAGGUUCAGUCGCGUUUUAAAUAAAUCAUGUAUAUUUGAAACAACCAGUGAGGGAUGUUGUGCAGUUGUGCCACGUCUGUGUUUUAAGUGACGUUAUUAGGUUGAUAAACUGUGUGCUUGUCUGCUGAGGAUGUUAAUUUGCAUUACACAAGAAUUUUGACUGGUCUUUGAAUUCUUUUUCUGACCAUAUUAUACUUUAAGUGUGAAACUGUAUCGUUAUAUAUCACUGCUGAUCAUUGGAAAACAUAAAAGAUAAGUUUUAUUGUGGCUUAACCAGUCAUAGCAUCUUAAAUCAUUCUUAGCUCAUAACUUCGGGCAUUUUAUGUACUGAAGCUUUCCCUAUGGAGAAAAAUUAUCCUAAGGUAAUAUUUAAAGUUAUUAGUUCUGUGAAAACGAAACCUGGCCUUCAUAAGCUACUUGUGAAUACUAAAUAAAUGUAAGUUGGUAGAAUUUCACAUAUAUAGAAUCCUAUGAGUCAAGAGUAUUAUUGUUUCCAACCCUGCCAUUGCAUUUUUCCAAAUCAUUUACAUUUUUAAUAGCACCAAAACGAAACUUCAGGGGCAAAACUUUUUUUUUUAAAGCACUUGCCAAGAGCAAGAAGACUUCAGAAAAUAAUAUUUCUAAUGUAAAUGUUGCAUUUGCCAGGACCAGCAAAUCUAAAUUUUGUACUUUUGGUUGUCCUGGGCAUCAGCUAGUGGGUUUUACACACCUGUACAUACCCUGGAAAGGUGGUUUUGGGUCUCAUUUGUACAUGUAUUUGGUAUGAAGACACUUGUCCCUGAAAUGGACUAGAUAAAACUUGGUUCAGUGACACAGUUCACACUGGAAUUAUUUCUGAAAUAUUGACCCCCCCCCCCCCCCAAAUAUUUGUGUGAAGAAAUUGUGUGUUGUGGAAGAUUAGUAGAGAACUCCUUUCUCUGUCAAGCUAUCCCUAAACUUUCUAGUUUGUACAUCUUUAAACAGUGACAAGUAGGGGAGCUAACUCUGACAAAUACAAUUGGUAGUACCAGAUAUAACAGGAGCCGCAAUAUAAUAUAGAUGUUGGGCAUUUUAUGCUUUGACUCAUGAAUGCCUUGUGGUAAACUGCUCGAGUUUUCAAUGACAUAGCCUAGCUUGUGGUGAAAUAUACAUUGGUACUUAUGAGUAGUUGUAUGAUUUUAUACAGCAUUUCUUAUAUUUUAUCUCAACUCUUGGAAUCAAUGAUGAGCUGAAUAGAGUUGACAGAUUUAAUAAAAUUAAGAAAUUUUG
This is a messenger RNA of Mizuhopecten yessoensis (Yesso scallop), 3449 nucleotides long. Its product is annotated as transmembrane protein 143-like. The record is from RefSeq and is a predicted model, not a curated record. Lineage: Eukaryota; Metazoa; Mollusca; Bivalvia; Pectinida; Pectinidae. Bases 36 to 1670 code for a protein of 544 amino acids. The transcript is spliced from 6 exons.